AUCUCGUUGACCUGAAUUUGUGAAAUUUUCCAUGAUGGCGCCAAAUCAAUGUACAAACUAUGGUUAUUUAUUCGUUAUAACUGACUGGGAAGAUCAAAAUUGACGAUUCGUUGGAAAAUUUGUAAAUCAAUUUAUCCAACAGAAACCCGUCCAGCUAAAUCAGAGAUCUCAAAACCUAUAAUGAUGUCAUGUAGUUUGUCUGCUGGAAAUUCUUAAAUACAUUAUAAAGGUUUGGCUUCUGCAGCCCACAGAGGAAAGGGAUGCCGCCAAAUAAAAGCAAACGUCCAUUCCGGGAUGAAAGUCCUGAACAAGAUGGUACUAAAAAGCCAAGACCGGAUACUGAGGAGGAUGAAGAUGACAAGGAGUUACAGGAUGGAGAUAAGAACAAAGCCAGCUGCAGUAAGUCUGGGGGAAAGGUGCUGCGUAGUCCCAGUGUGUCCUCCCACAACAAGCCUGCAGAGUUAUUCAGAAAAGACUUGAUCAGUGCCAUGAAGCUGGCCGACUCUGAGCCCCUCAAUGCAGACAAUUAUCACCCGAUCGCUGACCAGUGGAAGCAAGAUUGGGAGAAAGGUGUCCAGGUACCGGUAAACUCUGAGGCCAUUCCCACUGCCAACAUCAGUGAAAAGAGCUCUUGGACAAAGACUGGUGGGGACUUCAAAAUACCUCGAAAGUUCCUGCAUGCUAUAAAGGAUGAGAGUUUCCAGCAGAGUAUGCACGAGUUUACAGGGAUGCAGCAACUGUCCGAGUCUGUGGUCCGUUACGAUUUAGACGAUCUUGAUGUGUGCUGGCUGCAGAAGGCAAACGAGGAGAGAGAAGAAAAUGCUGAAACCCUUAUUCAUGAAUGGACAAUGGAAAGGAUAAUUGAGGCCUUGGAGAAUCAGUGCUAUGAGAAGAUGCAAAACAAAAAAAAGACAGAGGAAGGGCUUGGUAUUGAGUACGAUGAGGAUGUUGUGUGCGAAGUCUGUCGCUCGCCUGACAGUGAGGACAACAAUGAAAUGGUUUUCUGUGACGGCUGUGAUAUCUGUGUCCACCAGGCAUGCUAUGGCAUACAGAAGAUCCCUGAGGGGAGCUGGCUGUGUCGGGUGUGUGCCCUGGGCAUCAAACCCCGCUGCAUCCUCUGUCCCAAGAUUGGAGGCGCCAUGAAGAGUACACGAAGUGGGACCAAGUGGGCCCACGUGAGCUGUUCUCUCUGGAUCCCCGAAGUCACCAUUGGCUGUGUAGAGAAGAUGGAGCCCAUUACCAAAAUCUCACAAAUACCUGCUAGUCGAUGGGCUCUGAUCUGUUGUCUUUGUAAGGAGAGGACGGGAGCUUGUAUCCAGUGUUCGGUAAAAGCUUGUAAAACGGCAUUCCAUGUAACCUGUGCAUUUCAGUACAAACUUGAGAUGAGGACCAUUCUCACAGAAAACGAAAGUGACGAGGGCAUUAAACUUAAGGGUUAUUGUCCAAGACACAGCAAGAAUCGAGAGCAUGGGAGUGCUGACUCGGACACAGACUCUCCGAGAAAGAGCAUAUCUGGGUCUCCACGAAAGGAACUCACUGACGAAGAAAUUGCUAGAAUGAGGGCAGAAAAGUUAAAACAACUUGAGGAGGAGUUCUAUAGGGAGAUUGACACUGAUGAAAUAUCUAACACCCUGCAGGUGGAUCCUGGCACGAUAGAACACAUAGCAGCCUACUGGAAACUCAAACGCAAGACUAUGUUUGACACCCCGUUACUGAUGCCAAAGACGGAGGAAGAAGACAUGCUGGAGAAACAACAGGAGGACAGUCUCAUAGCGAGGAUGAAGAUGUUUGUACAAUUACGCCAGGACCUGGAGAGGGUGCGGAACCUUUGUUACAUGGUGGGUAAACGGGAAAAGAUGAAGAAACAAUUCUACAAACUGCGAGAGAAUGUGUUUAUGGGUCAAGUGAGUGUAUUGACAGAUAACAAACUGUCGUUAACAGAUCGUGAGGCAAAGAGAAUUGCAGAGAAAUACCAUCAUCACAGUAUCUACGACUGGAAGACUGUCGAAAAGUAUGGCUUCAAUCCUCCGCCCAUAGUUGAUGAGGAAAAGGAUGAAGACGAUCCUUUCCUUGUGUUGGACAUUCCUGAGGAACCCCUUCUUCUGAAUUUAAACGCAGCACCAGUAGGAUCUCUAUGUGAAGAAAUCCCAAAGAUAGACUUUGAAUGUAAACAAAAGUUUUCCCAAAGAACAGACAAAGUAUGUAAAAAGGUGUUCUCCCAGAGGAAGGCGAAGCAUGUUAAAAGGAAGUUGAUGAAAGCAGCAUUGACUGUAGAGCAAAAUGAUGAGGAAGAAAUUGAUGUUGUUUCUGACACUGGUCUUGUGAAAGACCCUCUGAAUGGUCUUGACAGUGUGUCAGAACCUGAGCAAGAGGUGACUGAGAAAUCACGUUGGCGCAGUCGACAUCGUCAGCAUAGUCAAAAAGUUGACGUCCAACAGGAAAAGGAAGAAGCUACUGACACUUACUCAGAUAAGGGUCCAGAUAGUGAAUUCAGAGAAAAACGUACAAGGGCCAGUUUCCAUGCCCCUGAAGAGGUGACAAACUCUAAAACAAAGACACCAGUGAAAGAGGAACAGGAGUCAACGUGUUGUAGUUUUAAUCUUAGUUCAGAAAUAGAGGUGAAAACUGAGAAAGUAGAUAAAGAGAGUGAAUGUGAUGUAGUUGAAGAGGUAGAGGAUAGUGGUACAUUAGUGGGCUCCAGGGAGCUCCGGAGUGCUUCUGUCAAGUCUGAGGCUUCACCAACACCAGAGGAACUGUCAAAACCAAAACCAAAUGGCAAGGUAUCUGACCGUGUGAAAUCCGAGCUGAACCAAUAUAUGAGGAUGAACAAACUAGUAGUUCCCGAUAAAAUAAAGAUGAAAGUGCAAAGAGGACUUUUUAGAGCGUCCUCCAAGUCUAGGUUAAAACAGUUAAACGGUUUGUUCGACCGUAAACAAACACGCCUCGAUAGUUUCUUUAAAAAUGGCAAGAAAACCGACAUUGCAGAGUCAGCGUUGAUAGACGAGUCGACAUCUGUGAAUGGACGAAAAUCAGAGUCGCGAGUGUUGAAUGAGAUAUCUCCCUCCAAAACUCGUCACUCAGGAAACAGCUGGUACGGUUCACCAGCCAUUUCUCCAAAAGGAUACAGAUCUCCUCCUGUGUCGCCGAGGAGCAGUCUCGGCAACUACAGGAUUCCCAAGAAAAGUAGUACUGGUGAUGGACAGAUUGUGUCUCGGGCAGGGGAAAGUAACUCUGUAACAGGUCUGAUGAACAGCUCUCCAAGGCCGGAAACACGGAGUUCACGGCGCCGUGGAGACAUUUUAGAUUCCAACAGUAGAGACAGUUUUAGUCGUCGUAGCAGCAGGGAAAAUUCGCCAGACAGUACAAUAAGUCUACAAAGUCGAGGCAGUACCUAUCGGGGGCUAGGGAGGGUAGGGGAUGGUGAUCGUGUGUUAACGAGGGCAAGCUCUCCAGCAUCGUCAUACAAAAGUCUUGAUCAUCACACAGACUACAUUGAUGUGGAAAACUUGUUCCAUGAGGCAGACAUUGCCCCAAAGCGUGUCACUAGAAGUCAAAUUAGUGACAGUGAAUGUUCACGAGAUUCUACAGACUCAUCUACAAGACGCUCCCUGUCUCAUGUUCGCAGUCUCAUGUCCUGACCAAGGCAGAGAUUGGCUCAUUGAAAUUAUCUCUGAUGAUAUUUUUUCAAUUGGCGGCUCAACUGAAGUUUUGCAUAAAAUUUGCAGUUUCAUUUAUGUAGGAAGAAGAUACUAGAGAAUCAUGUUCAAUAAUUAUUUCAAAUGUUUGUCAACUGUCCGAAAAUCUUCUUUCAAAAAAUCCACAUACAGUAGGUAUCAGUUUCAAUUUGAUAAUUGAUUUCCUCAAGGAAUCUAUAUGGCUAAAUAAGUCUUCUGAUUUAUAUUUGGAAACUACAAGCAAACAAAUUUUGUUUUUAAUUCGAAUUACAGCUGUUUCCCUUAUACAGUAAUGCUUCUUUAUUUUGCUUCUAUUUGUCAAGAGAAUUUGUUGGCAUUAUAAAAAAUUGAGGGAUAUUUUCAAAAGAACUUUUAAGAAAAAAAGAAUAAGGGACGUCAAAACUUGUUGGAGGUAGAAUUAUAUAUAUAAGCAAGAUAGCAAAUAAAACAAGGGACAUUUAAUAUAUCAAGGUUUUACUCUAUUUUUGAAUGUCCAGAAUUUUUCCAUCCAUUUACUUUUGUAUACCAAUCUUUUAUAAUGAAUAAUUGACAAUCGAUUCUGCAUGCUUUCUUUGAAAUCAUGAUUCCUGUGAGAGAGAAAACAACCAAAUUUAAAUUUUAAAGACUUAAUAAUCUAGUUGAUGAUCCAGAUAAUAAAUAUUAGAUUAACGUCUUUAAUGCAGAAAAUUUUAUUUUAAAAGUGUAAGUAUAAUUAUAUGAAGUGUCUGACAAAUUUCCAAUUUUAUUAUGGUAUUUAUAUUUCUACAAACUUGCACCAGAAAAGAUUUUUUAUUUAUGUAAGCAUGCUGGAAUUAUUUUAAGCCUUUAAGGUGAUCCAUGUCUGAAAUCUGUUGUUUUUUAACUGGCUUUAUAUAUACAUGUGUAUGUAGAGGUCACUAAAUCUGUCUGUGAUUUUGUGUGUAUUAGUGGAGAUUCAUUACCUCCAGUAUGGAACCUUGGAUUUCUAAAAAGGGGCAUUGUUCAAAACAAAUGGCUUUAAUUUUUAGAAUAGUGCAAAUACUGUAUGAUACUCCUCUUCAAAACCUGCCAUGUUUUGUUUUGUGUUAUAUAUAAUAGAAAUGAAAGUGUCCUUUCACAGAAUUAAAACGAGAUCUAAUAGGGUGGGGGAUGGGGUUAGUUAAGCUCUCUAUAUAUACAGUUAGUGGACUGUGCUUGUUCUACAUUGCAUUUGAAUUUCUUGAAGAAAGUAGGUGACAAAAAAACUGCAUCAAAGUUUGGUCCAACUUUGUUAAGUUUUUACCUAGCAAUAUUUUUUUUUAAAUAGUUAAUUUGAUCUGCAUUUAUAAAAAUAUGUUGGCUUAUCUGUUAUGGUUUUUUGGAGGGGGGAAUUCUACAAAUACAGAAAUUAAAGGUGUCAGAAGGAAAUUGGAAAUUAAAAUUUGAAAAUAUGAAAUGGCCCCAAUUGAUAUAUUCUGACCAGAAAAAAUAGGUUUGAAAUAUUGGUAUGACCAUUGUUUGCCUACCUAUAUCUAAGCUACCUACCAUAAUUUGAUGAGAGCUGUUGGUGGGAACAAUAAUUUGUUGUUGUGUGUAAUUCAAGCACAGCUUUCAACUGCUUACGUUACAGAUAGUUUACAUACCAGUAAGCUUGUAUAUCUGAUUUAUGGUGCAUAUACAUGUUACCAAUGGGAUGGCGUUUCAGUUCAAAUCUGAAAACUUAAUUUUAAUUUCAGUUGGACAUAUAACUGUUGGCCAUUGAGCCAGAAGUACAUAUACCAUGUAUAUGGGUACACUACGUUCUGAUUUACAUAGCUGUUGUCAUAGUAAGUUCAUUACAAGUUAGUUUAAGAAUAAUUGAUGUCAUAUUUGUGUGCUAUUUAUAGACCUCUUCAUCAACCACGCCCACAUUUACAUGUUGUAUUUAUAAUCAUGACAUGAACUCAUUACUAGAGAGUACUAGAAAACCGCAGGCAGCUGAGCGUGUGUUGGGGUCAGAUCUUCAAUCCCAAAAUGGGAAAAGGUUGAAUACUCGAAUUAUAUCUAGUCCCAGGUUAAUGGUUAAGGGAAGCUUUAAGGGGGAGGGUUUGUUGGGUGUCAUUAGCAGGGUGAAGGUGAAUUUUAUUUUUUUGAAUGAAAGAACAAAUUGAAAAAACUGACAUUUUAUUGUAAGUAUUAACUGACUUGUCAGAUCACAACUUCAUUGGGUAGUUGGAAACAAUUUCUGUUAAACACAUUUAUUUACAAAUUGUAGUUUUGAAAUCGGUGGAGGAAUUUCCACCAGUAGAUGUUUUUGAAGUAAUGAAGUAAAGAAAUAUAUAUUAAUCGGCCUGAUUUCUAUCAAAUGAAAAUAUUCAUUAAAAUUGUGAUUAAUUAUUUUUUGUAUUCUGAAAUUUAUUCCAAAAUUGUUAAUUUGUAUUAAUGAUAAGUUGCAUAUCUCUUGACUGUCAAUUGAUAUUGCAAUAAUUAUUAAGAGUCAUUAUAACAAAAUUGUUUCAGGGGAGGUAAUUCAUUAUUUUUUGAAGAAGAUCAUGGGUCAAAUAUUAAAGUACUAAAAAUAGUCUGUCAGUUUUGAUUGAUUAUUUUAAGAUUGAAUUGCUGUUCCAUCCUAUUAAAAUGUCGGUGUAAAUACUAUAGAAGAUCUGCCAUAGAUGUAUGUAUAUAGCAUAUAUGGAAAUUAAUUUUAUGAUAAAGAAAAUCUAUAAAAAAUAAAUGCUGUGCCAAUAUGA
This is a messenger RNA of Mizuhopecten yessoensis (Yesso scallop), 6361 nucleotides long. Its product is annotated as protein Jade-3-like. Bases 261 to 3638 code for a protein of 1125 amino acids. Gene Ontology annotation, biological process: regulation of transcription by RNA polymerase II. The transcript has 16 exons. The record is from RefSeq and is a predicted model, not a curated record. NCBI's taxonomy places the organism in Eukaryota, Metazoa, Mollusca, Bivalvia, Pectinida, Pectinidae.